Molecule: messenger RNA, 1161 nt
Organism: Anisakis simplex (herring worm)
Lineage: Eukaryota; Metazoa; Nematoda; Chromadorea; Rhabditida; Anisakidae
Source: the annotation of a GenBank genome assembly
GAGUUGAUCGACGAGUAUGAACCAUUGUCGACUAUUGGUAGAGUUGGAACGAGAAUGCCGAAUCCGCCAGCGAAGGAAGAUACUUGGGCGUUCGGACCGAUCGGGUCACCUUUCCCGGAGAAUCCGGUGAAGGCAUUGGGUCAGCAGAAUAUGUACGUAGCGUUGUGGUACAAGAAUGGGAAGCCAAUGCAUGGACGCGCUUGGAAUAACGGUGGAGUUAUCGAGUGCUCGUUUCCUUAUAACAAAUCCGAAUUGACCGGUAUCAAGGACCUUGGUGGACAGAUUCAGGUACUCCAAUACAAGGGUAACCAUCUAUCACUUGGCUAUUGGUACAAUUGGAUCAAGUAUUCUGAUCGCUUUGAUGUGAUGGAUAAGGGUGCAGAAAUGUUGAAGUGUGGAGAUUCAUUCCCAAUUCUUUGGACUGAUCGACCUGGUGGUGCACUCUUGGGCUAUGUCGAUAAUAAGACUGAAAUCGCACGCUUUUCGCAUGAUGGCAAAGUUGAAGAAGUGUCUGGAACACCACUUUCGAAUAUGAUGAUCAUUGUGCGAGAGCUGAAAGGAGGGCCACCGUACUGUGAGUGUACCGAAUGCAAGAAAGAGCCACCGAAACCGAUCGUUCGUGUCACUCUCAACGAGUGGGCUGAUUUCCGCUAUGGUGACAAUUGGCCAGAGAGUGGAACGCCGGUUAGGGCGCUUGGGAGAUCACUGAACACGUAUCCGGAUGAAAAUCCAGAUCAGUAUGUGGCACUGUGGUAUCAGUCGGGUGAACCCGUGAUGGGUCGUAUUUGGAAUGAUGGUGGUAAGAUUAAAGCGUGUUUCGGAUGGGGUGGACAUGAGUAUCGCGAGAGGAUCGGUUCGAUUCAGAUCCUUUAUGAGUUACCGGAGGCUAUCCGAGGUUUUGAUUACGCCUGGAAACCAUUCACCGAGGCAGCGAGUUUCGGCGAAAAGGAAUGGAUACCGGUGCAUGUGGAUCAUCACAAAGGUAAUAUCACACCAGCCGUGCUUAUGAUCGAUGGAAAGGAAAUUCUUGGAAAGGCUGAUAUUAGAAAUGAACGUGCGACUGUUGGCUACGGAGGCACCGAGAAGGUGUUCGUCGGCCCAGCGGUACACACCUGCGUGGUACUUUGUAGAAAAGCAAAGCCUGGUUGUACCAUCGACUAA